AUGGACCACGUAUCUAGGGCAAUUCAGCAGCCCCGAGCGGUGGUCACUCGCCUCCAACGUUACUGCUUCCGCCGCAAUUACCAUCUACGACCCUCCUCUUCUCGCGUUAUCCCUCCCUCCUCCCACCGCCUCGGACCUCGUGCUGCGGCGACCACUUUCAACACCUACACCUCCAACCUCCCCAACACCACCCCUUCAUAUCGGAUAGCUUUGCGGCGCCACGCCUCGACGAUGGCGGACCCACAGUUUGCAGAGGGGACCAACCCCGAACAGGCGCGCCAGGGAUUGCAGACACUGCAGGAACAGGGAUGGGUACUGGAUGAGGAUGGACAGGGCGUGAAGAAGACCUUCUAUUUCAAGUCGUACUUCAAGGCGGUGAGCUUUGUCAACGUGGUCGCAUCGCAGAGUUCGACCAAGAAGCACCAUCCUACCAUGACUGUGAGAAUCGGAUCGGUCGAUAUCCACUGGACUACCCACCAUCCUCGGGGCUUAAGUGAGAAGGACUUGGAAAUGGCGCAGCAUUGCGACGAGGCAGCGGAGCUGAUGGGGUCGGUGGAACAAGGACAGGGGAAAAAGUGCGCUCCGGGUCGAGACUAA
Aspergillus tubingensis is the source of this 597-nucleotide messenger RNA. RefSeq names its product 4a-hydroxytetrahydrobiopterin dehydratase. Gene Ontology annotation, molecular function: 4-alpha-hydroxytetrahydrobiopterin dehydratase activity. The record is from RefSeq and is a predicted model, not a curated record. NCBI's taxonomy places the organism in Eukaryota, Fungi, Ascomycota, Eurotiomycetes, Eurotiales, Aspergillaceae. The transcript has 3 exons. The coding region runs from base 1 to 597 and encodes 198 amino acids. Gene Ontology annotation, biological process: tetrahydrobiopterin biosynthetic process.